UACCACAAUAGCAUACGCAGUUGCAACAAAUUUAACUUAUUCAGUUUACUGAAGAGCACAACUCUUGUUAAUCCUGCUAAAAAAUUAUACAAGUAUCUCUUAAGGCAGUGCGACAGAUUACCAGGAGAUCCCAAAAAGCAUUACCGUUUUAUGAUAAAACAAAGUUUUAAGCAGCACAUAACAGAAAGCGACCCAGACAGAAUUAAGCAGAUUAUAGAAAGAUCUUAUGCAGAUUGUGAAUGGAUUUUGCAAAAGUAUCUAGCAAAGACUUCUAGAUGAAUAUGUUCCGAGUACCUUUAGCUACAAGUUCGACGAUAGUUUCGGUUGACAAAUUUUGGGCAGCAGUUUUAUUAUAUCAUGAUAGGCCUCAUUUAGUAAAUCGUAACCUGGUGG
Molecule: messenger RNA, 393 nt
Organism: Cylas formicarius (sweet potato weevil)
Lineage: Eukaryota; Metazoa; Arthropoda; Insecta; Coleoptera; Brentidae
Product: LYR motif-containing protein 9-like
Exons: 4
Source: RefSeq, a predicted model, not a curated record